CUGUGUCAAGUUCCAGAGAAGAGUUUCUUCUGUCCAAAGUUACCAAUCAGGCAAAAACAUAGAGUUGAAGGAAGGAACUAGGAGAAAAGGUUUGUCCUGCAGCUGACGGGCUAAGAGUAUCCAGUACAGAGAGGUCAACCGAGAGAGCCUCAUCAUGCCCUUGGCUGCUUCUAUACCUGCGUGGAGGCAAAGUGCUGAGUAAAGAGCAGACAACAAGGAAACAGAAAUGCCCUGCACUUGGAGGACUGCUGACCUUCAGCUACUACUGAUUGUGAUUGUGUUCGUGGCUGAAUGCCUAAGUAUACAAUCGAAUGGUACCACUGCAGCACAUAAACUGUCAGAGCAGCAGGUGAACAACUGCACUUUGGUAACUAAUUCACCUAUGGAUACAAAGAAAAAGUCAACUCUUCUUGCAGAAGUCAACACGCCCGAGCUUGUACAAGUGGACACAAAAGUGGUGCUCUCCUGUCCUUCUGUCCAGAGCAAUUGUAUGGUGGUAUUAACAUGGAAAAUAUCCCUCAGAGACAAGCUUACCUGCACCAAAGCCUACAGGCCAGAUACAGAAGAGACCGUGGAAGGAAACUGUACUGACCGAAGAAUAAUCUGGGCCGACAGACCUGACCAGAUCUAUGUCCUUCAGAUUGAUCCAGUGUCCAUCACUCAUGAUGGGAAUUACACUUGUGAAGUGGUAACACAUGAGGGGAAUUUCCACCGUGGAUAUCAUCUCCAAGUGUUAGUGCCCCCUGAGGUGACUCUGUUGCAAAAUGAAAACAGAACUACGGUCUGCAAGGCAGUUGCAGGGAAGCCGGCAGCGCAGAUCUCCUGGACCCCGGAGGGAGACUGUGUCACUGACAAAGAGCCUUGGGAUAAUGGCACUGUGACUGUCAUUAGUACGUGCCACUGGGCAGAAAGGAAUGUGUCUGCUGUGUCCUGCUCUGUCUCCCAUUUCACUGGCAACAAGAGCCUGUCCAUAGAGCUGUGUCGAGAUGACAUUAAAGCACCAUUUCUACAUUGGGUGUAUAUCAUUCCCUCUGUUUUUAUUUUCUUGAGCAUUAUGGGAUCCAUUUGGCUUUUGAAAAUCAACUUCUGCAGUAAAUGUAAAUUGAAAAAAAGAGAAGUUACUCUAGUUGGUGGGGAGGAAGAAAUGCAGCCUUAUGCCAGCUACACAGAGAAGAACAACCCACUCUAUGAUACUGCAAGCAGGGUGAAGACACCUUAGCUGUUACAAGUGUUACAAGUGAAACUGAUGGGUGGGGUCAACAUACUUAAUAAGUUGCUGUAGUCUAUCUUCAGGACAAAUAACUCAAGAUAUAGCACAAUUAUUGUUUUGAUUUUCUUAGAGUUCUGGAAUGAACGACCUAUUUUAAAAUUAACAUUUCAAAGAUUCUUAGCAGACAGGGAUAUUUUAAAGGAUUUGCAUUCAUAUUCCUUUACAACUGAAAUUUUAGACUCUUAAAUGCUACUAGCUAGUUCUCUGAGGAACACAUAAUAUUACAAAGAAAGCAUAUACCCAUGAUAAAAUAUUCAAAUUGGUCAGUAUAUUAGGUAAUAAAAACCAAGUUUCUUCAAGAAAUAACUGUAUAGGAGGAACAAUCAUUAACAAUGUUAUAUAUUUGUCCAGAAAAUAUCAAUGUGCACAUGGCAUGUCUGCACACUUGUGGCACUUUUAUAUGUCUAUUUAUAGAUUUAUAUACAUGUUCUUGUCAAGACAAAAAUGGGUCCAUUUCCAUGAUGUUGUUCUAUACUUAUGGAAAGUUAAUAAUACAGUAUAUCUUGGAGAUUUUUAAUAUUAACCCAGGCAGAGCUACCUCAUUCUUUUUAAUGGCCAUGUAAAAUUCCAUUGUUUGGAAUAUGUCAUAAUUUAAUUAAUCACAACCCUGCUGGUGGACCUUCAGAUUGUUUUAUUGUUUGUUUUGCUAUUAUAACGUUAGUACAUAGACUAUUUCUUGUGAAUUCCUCCUUAUAUUUAUUUGUUAUAGUUACGGAAUGAAUUUCCUUGAGUAGAAUGCUAGGUCAGGGCCAUCAUGGUAGUGCAAGUGGUUGAGCACAGCACAGUGCAAGGGGUUGAGCAUGGCACAGCAGACCUCUCCUAUCUCACCCCUUACUCCCCUCAGCAGUGUAUUUCACAGAUCUGCCUAUUCUGUUCCCCACUCUGUCUCUGGUAAAUCCUCUUGUGACAGGGCAACCCCCAUAUAAAAUGGGUUGCCUGACUGUGGGUCCUCACCCAUGUGCUUAAAGGAGAUUUAAACUGCAGGCACACACAAAAGAUUAAUAAAAGGUUUAUUUACAAGGAAAAGGGAAAUGUGGAAAUGAACAACUCAGGGAGAAAAAGAGGGAGAUAAAUUCUUAAAUGUAUCCUACCCAUUCUGCUGACCUGGAAUCCCAAAUGACCCGCUGAGACCAAAUGCUGCCUAGCCAAGAGCAUGAGCCAAGAGAGGAAGACCCAUUCACAUGGCUGGUUAUAAACACAAGCCUGAGAAAAUGGCAGCUUAACUCCACCCUUAGGUCCUCAUAACCUCCCUUUGGGGAUCAUGGGAUUUGUAGUUCCCAGUGUCUUGAUGGAGUGGGGGUGGAGUCCACAAAGCCUGUAUGGAGUUUGUGCAGGACAUCCUUUCCCCCUAACACUCUCACCUCCCUAUCCUCCACACCUCUGGCCUGUACCCCAGUUCUUGUAUGCAUAAAUAAAUAUUUUUUUUAAAAGAAUGCUAGGUCAAAAUGUACAUUUUUAUUAUUGAUUGACAUGUCAAAUUGUAUCACUUUACAUUCCCUCCUACCAUAUUUGAAUUUGCCUUUUCUUAUUGAUGAGAAAAUACAUUAUUGAGCAAAUAAAUAUAAUGAAGAUUCAAGCCCAACUUCCAGCCCGAACUUCCAGCCCAGGUGCAAUGAACACUCUAAUGCAGGCAUAAUCAAAAAGUUUGCUUACUUACAGCUCUUUCCCUUUUCUAAGCAAAAUUGCAUUUCAAAAGGGUUGGGUAGCCAGUCAAGCUGGUCUUACUCUCCAGGGCCAUCUCUGGAUGCCUGCAUCUUUCCCCCUUUGCUUGUCCUCUGUACCCCUACCCCCACCCCGGGGACUUUGCAGCAAAUGGUUGUGCCUGAUGAAAAAAAAUGCUAUCAAUGUAACAAAUAUGAAGAUAGUUAUGUAUUAAAGAAACCCUUUGUCUUUAAACCAGUGCUCAGACCUUAUGGGGCUACCCAGGCCUGGGACCUUAUGCGUGAGUAAUAAAUCUUUUCCUGACCUCACCAUUCCUGAAGUACCACUUGUUCUUCCUCUGCCUGGGUAAAAGUCUAGAAUUUCUACAACAUUAUAAUGCUAUUUUAAUAUCUGCAGGAUGCCCAUUCCUGUUUCUAAUCAAACUGUUCUGUAACAUGAUGUAAGCUUAUAAUAAUUACUAUCUAAUAAA
Molecule: messenger RNA, 3401 nt
Organism: Talpa occidentalis (Iberian mole)
Lineage: Eukaryota; Metazoa; Chordata; Mammalia; Eulipotyphla; Talpidae
Gene: CD200R1
Product: CD200 receptor 1
Exons: 8
Coding region: 227-1219 (330 amino acids)
Biological process (GO): regulation of neuroinflammatory response
Cellular component (GO): external side of plasma membrane
Molecular function (GO): signaling receptor activity
Source: RefSeq, a predicted model, not a curated record